This is a messenger RNA of Aaosphaeria arxii CBS 175.79, 2635 nucleotides long. Its product is annotated as biotin apo-protein ligase-like protein. Gene Ontology annotation, cellular component: cytoplasm. The coding region runs from base 382 to 2487 and encodes 701 amino acids. Lineage: Eukaryota; Fungi; Ascomycota; Dothideomycetes; Pleosporales. The transcript is spliced from 3 exons. Gene Ontology annotation, molecular function: biotin--[biotin carboxyl-carrier protein] ligase activity. Gene Ontology annotation, biological process: protein modification process. The record is from RefSeq and is a predicted model, not a curated record.
GCCAAUCUUUCUUCUCGUAGUAGCAAUCCGUCAAUUUCGCAUUUUCAUCUAGAAAAGAGUCAGCCAGGGAGCCGAAAUUGUCGCACUCUAGGCCUCUACAAACAUACCAGAGCACCCGGUGCUGAAGAUUCUCUUGUCCCUGUGGUCACGUCAUUACUCGGGUGCCCCACUCACGACUGCGGCCGACAAUACACACCAAUCGUCCGGUUCAUCAUCAUCAAUCGCCGCCUGGGAAGCAGCCGCCUUCUCGGGAUUGUUUGACAUCUUUUGCUUGUGUUUCAGUGCGCCGUCAGUGGUGUGAGGGUUCCGAGUACGAGUAGAGCUUCCUUCCGGUUGAUCCUCGGAGGACUGGGGCGCCGAGGUUGGCCUGUGUUGAGCACAAUGGCGACCAAAAAGAUGAAUGUUUUGGUAUAUUCGGGGAGUGGAACAACGACCGAAUCAGUACGCCAUUGCAUUUACACUUUACGCCGCCUACUCUCUCCAACCUAUGUGGUCAUCCCAGUCACGAGUGAGAUCAUCUUGAAAGAGCCUUGGUCCGCUUCGUGUGCACUACUUGUUUUCCCAGGAGGGGCGGAUCUAGGUUACUGUCGAACUCUCAAUGGCGAGGGUAACCGCCGGAUCACCCAGUAUGUCAAUCGUGGUGGAAAUUACUUGGGUUUCUGCGCCGGCGGUUACUUUGGCAGCGCCAAGUGCGAAUUCGAGGUAGACGACAAGAAGAUGGCAGUCGUUGGAGACCGUGAGCUCGGAUUCUUUCCUGGGAUUUGCAGAGGGCUGGCCUUCGCUGGGUUCGUAUAUAACUCCGAGGCUGGUGCGCGUGCUGUAGACCUCAAGAUCCAUGGAGAGGCGCUGCCUACUGCAAAAAGCGAUCUUCCAGGAAGUUUCAAAAGUUACUACAAUGGAGGAGGCGUUUUCGUUGAUGCCAAGAAGCUCGAAAGUCACGGCGUUGAAGUGCUGGCAAGCUACACCGAGGAUUUGCAUGUCGAUUCCGGCGACGCUGCGGCAGCAGUUGUAUAUCGGAAGGUUGGCGAAGGCAGCGCAAUCCUCACAGGACCGCAUCCAGAGUUCGCCCCCGCCAACUUGACCAAAUCACCAAAAUUACCAGCAUACUCGGAAGCUAUUGAUGCUAUCGAGAAAACAAACUCUACUCGCGUAGCGUUUAUGAAACUUCUGCUCGAGAAGUUCGGCCUCAAGGUCAAUCAAGAGGAAUAUGUGGUACCUCCCCUCUCCAGCCUGCAUCUCUCGUCUUAUACGGCUGCAGACGUCACGCAACUCGCUGCCUCAUGGCAAGAGAUCAUUACUGUAGUUGAUGGAGAAGACUUCAUCAAGGGCGAAAACGAUGUUUUCCAACUGGAGAAACAGGGGGCCGCCGCUUGGGGAGUCAAAGAGCUUAGAAAGGCAGUGGACGUCGUGGAGGGGGUACUGCCAGCUGCACUCACUGGCAAGGAGGACGGCGAGAAGGACGGCAAGAGGAAAGAGAUACUUGAACGAAUCGAGUAUACUAAAUCGACAACUAAGGACCAAAUCAUCGAGCACGAUAAGAUCGUCAAGAAGCUGAUACUUCACGAUCAACACCACCCCACGACGCAACAGACACCUUUCUUCCAUCACGAUUCGUACUACGCUAACCUUGUUCACUACCAUUCUAAACUCCGCAACGCUCAAGGUGCUUUCGGAAAGCAUCUGAUGUAUGGAGAAGUAGUGACUUCAACCAACACUCUCCUCGAGAAGAACCCAUCCCUUUUGCGCAACUUGCCCAACGGCUUUACCUUGAUUGCCACCACGUCGAUAGCCGCCCGCGGCCGAGGGUCGAACGUUUGGAUCGGCCCACCUGGCUCGUUGGCUUUCUCCACGGUCAUUCACCAUUCCUUCCAAGACUCUCAAUCAACAUCCGUUGUUUUCAUCCAGUAUCUGGCAGCAAUGGCCAUCGUUCGGGGUGUAAAGAACUACGCCCCUGGUUACGAGAAAGUCUCAGUCAAACUCAAAUGGCCGAAUGACAUCUAUGCGCAGAUUCCUGGAAGCUCUACAAACCCAAUUGUGAAGAUUGGUGGUAUCUUGACAAAUUCAAGCUACAGCGGCUCGUCAUACGAUGUAGUCACUGGUAUUGGAUUGAACUUGGCCAAUGCGCUCCCCACGACAUCACUCAAUCAGCUUGCGACGGCUGCAGGAUUGAAAGCUUUCACAUAUGAGAAACUCCUUGCAUCGAUCCUCGCUAGCUUUGAGGACCUGUACUCGGAUUUCUUGCGUGUCGGGUUCUCCCGCGACAUGGAGGCCGAAUACUACGAGGCGUGGUUGCACACAGACCAGAUCGUCACGUUAGAGACACAUGACGGCAUGAAAGCGAAGAUCAAGGGCAUCACCAGAGACUGGGGCUUACUUCUUGCGGAGGAGCUUGGAUGGGAGGACCGGCCAACAGGGCGUAUUGUGCAACUUCAGAGCGACAGCAAUAGUUUUGAUUUCUUCAAAGGGCUGCUGCGGCGUAAAGUUUGAAACUUUGGUCUAGGAUGAGAAAGGGAUAUGUCGAUUGCCAAUACAGAUUGAGCGUCGAUCCGCUUGUAUAUAUAUGAUAUCGGACAAAGAACAGUACACUUUGCAGUAUCAAUUUACGACACAAUCAUAGGAUCCACAGUGAACGGAC